Helianthus annuus (common sunflower) is the source of this 1788-nucleotide messenger RNA. Its product is annotated as ribosomal RNA processing protein 36 homolog. The coding region runs from base 308 to 1462 and encodes 384 amino acids. The transcript has 2 exons. Lineage: Eukaryota; Viridiplantae; Streptophyta; Magnoliopsida; Asterales; Asteraceae. The record is from RefSeq and is a predicted model, not a curated record.
AACUAAACUAAAGUAAAGCAGCCGCCGUCGUCCUCUUGUCUAUCUUCCAAACCUAAAAAACAAACAGCCGACUGAGAGAUAUUCUUUCAUUCAUUUUACGAUUCAGCAGGGAGGGAAGGGAAGGUUCAAUCAGCCAGCAAGCAAGCAAGCAAGCAAGCAGGUAAGCUUCGAUUAGCCACCUCUAUUACAUUUGAAUUGUUGCCAUUCGGAAACGCGAUCCCUUGCGAACCCGGAUCCUGUUCGUACCGCGAAUUGGAUCGGACGAACCAAAACGAAAAUCAUGCCAUGACCAGCGAAUUAUGUGACUAUGAGAAAGAGUGAGAGGUUGAGAAAGGAAGACGGUGAUAAGCGUUUGAGAGUUGGGAAUAAUGCGGUGGGGAACGGGAGUAAGGUUAGAGACAAUGGGAAGUUGAAGGAGAAUGGAAAGAUAAUGGAUGAUGAUGAUGAUGAUGAAGAAAUGAUGACGUUAGCUGAAAUGCAAAAACUAGUGAAUGAUGAUGACGAUGAUGAUAAUGAUAAUGACGGUGAUGAUGAUGAUGAUGAAGAUGAAGAUGAAAAGAUGACAUUGGCUGAAAUGCAGAAACACUUGAAUGAUGACGAUGAUGAAGAAGAAGAAGAAGAGAUGACACUAGCUGAAAUGCAGAAAUUAGUGAAAAUAAAUGUGAACAAAUUGAAAGUAAACGAGAAAGAUAAGGCACAAAGAAGUGGAUCAAUGAGUAGUCAUUCAAAGAACAAGACAAAUGAAGAACGAAAGAACCAAGAUCCUGAUAUAAUGACAGUGGAAGACUCAGAUUUUUACGAUUUUGAUGAAGGAAGAGUGGAAAAGAGUUUCAAGAAAGGACAAAUAUGGGCUCUAUAUGACGAUGACGACCAGAUGCCAAGGCAUUAUGGUUUGAUUGAUGAAGUGGUGUCAACACAUCCGUUUGAGGUCAACAUGUUUUGGUUGGACCCGCAAAUCAAUGGUGAUGACAUGUUCAUUAGUUUAGAAAGUACACGAUUUCAUAUAUCUUGUGGGAGGUUUAAAGUUUCCAACAAAACUUCAGUUGCAUCUCUUAAUGUAUUUUCACAUAUUGUCAACUGUGAAAGAGCAGCGAGAGAAGUUUAUAGGAUUUACCCCAGAAAGGGUUCAGUGUGGGCUCUUUAUGGUGAAAGAGAAAGUCAUUUAGCUCGUGACAAAAGACGAUAUGAUAUUGUUGUGUUUUUAACAAGUUAUAGUGAGGUUCAUGGAUUAAGCAUGGCGCACCUUGAGAAGGUGAAGGGGUUCAAAACAACUUUUAGGAGACAAGAAAUCGGUUGUCAUGCCAUCAAAUGGCUUGAAAAACACGAAGCUCGGUUAUUUUCUCAUCAGAUUCCAGCAAGGAAGCUUUCUGGAGAUGAGGUCCCAAAUCUUUCAGGAGAUUAUUGGGAAUUAGAUCCUGCCUCACUUCCUACACAUCUCAUCACUACUAAUGGGAAGAAAUAGUCUUCGGUUGGUCACAAAUGAUAACUUUUAUACGCACAGAUCUCUGUUACCAAGAUACUUGAUAACACAAGAAUCCAUUGAACAGUAAUUUCAACGAGCAAGACAAAGAAUCAUGGCGUGUUAAAACUGUUAAUGUACAAUUGCCACUCAAUGGAUUUUGGAUAAUCCAGUUUGUGUUAGGGAUGUUCAUAAACCUUAAAAUUGACAGAACCACCCAAAACGAAGUUAGUUGGUCGUUUUGGUAUGUUUGAGAUUUAUACGGUUGUUUGGCGGUUUUACGGUUUGGAACAUGGAACCACUAUAUAAAUUCAUUCGGUUGUCUAGCA